Messenger RNA from Frankliniella occidentalis (western flower thrips), 1363 nucleotides. RefSeq names its product gastrula zinc finger protein XlCGF49.1-like. The record is from RefSeq and is a predicted model, not a curated record. Gene Ontology annotation, cellular component: nucleus. Gene Ontology annotation, biological process: regulation of transcription by RNA polymerase II; central nervous system development. The transcript has a single exon. Gene Ontology annotation, molecular function: DNA-binding transcription factor activity, RNA polymerase II-specific; RNA polymerase II cis-regulatory region sequence-specific DNA binding. NCBI's taxonomy places the organism in Eukaryota, Metazoa, Arthropoda, Insecta, Thysanoptera, Thripidae. The annotation marks the transcript as partial.
UAUCGCCAAGUCAUCGCCGCUCCAACCUCCAGGCGACUCAUCAUCGCCCGAUAUCGCCGUGCUACAUGGGACACUCUUGUCCACGGGGAAACUCCUUUUCAGUGUACUGUAUGCGAUAGAAAAUUUUCAUCCAGUGUUGCACUGCGUUACCAUCUCCGGAUCCACACAGGAGAGAAGCCAUAUGAAUGCACUAUCUGCAAUAAGAAAUUUUCCCGUCUGUGGACUUUGAGAACACAUCUUCGCCUGCACACCGGAGAGAGGCCUGCUCGGUGCACCGUGUGCAGCAAGACAUUUCGAACUGCUUCCUAUCUGACGAUGCACCUCCGAACGCACACGGGAGAGAAGCCCUUCACGUGCAACGAUUGCGGCAUGCAGUUUGUAGUUGGCGGCGCUCUGAAGGCUCACAUCAAAUGCGUUCACGCCAAGACCAGAGAUUUCGAGUGUACUGCGUGCAGCAAGAAGUUUUCGACUAGUGGGCACCUGCGUACACAUCUGCGCACGCACACGGGCGAGCGGCCCUUCGCGUGCAGUGUGUGCAACAAGAAAUGUUCGACCCCUGCUGCUUUGCGAACACACCUACGAGUACACACUGGCGAGAAGCCCUUUGAGUGUUCGGUGUGCAGCCGGAAAUUCGUGCACAGCUGUUCUCUGAAAGCUCAUCUCAAGGCCCACACUGGCGAGAACAAGCCCAGGGUUGUUACAGACCGUGAAAUUCGGGAAUAACAAAAUGGGUCAGGGGAAAUUCGGGAAAAUUGAGAGAGCAGUCGGUAAAAUUUCUCCGGUUGACUGCCUCCUUGCAAAUGAAUGAGUGGAAAUGCGUAAAAUUGUCGCUCGAGCUGCGGCAGCGGCACUUGCACGGCCGUGCCGGCGCAGCCAGUCGUUGCUUUUUUUGUGCAUACUCUUGUUUUCAGUUAUAUUUUCCCUUCCGUUGUUCGGAAUACUGCCUACUUUAUGGCCUCAAAAGUCAGUACAAAUCGGGAUUUGGGUCAGGAAAAAGUCAGUACAAUUGAAAAUAUGGAACCUGUAACAACCCUGAAGCCGGUGUGCCACAAGAAGUAUGAACGCAGCAGGUCUCUAAAACCUCAUCUCCAAGCCCACGCUGAGACCGCUGGAGAUGCGUAGAGUACGAAGGAUUUGUUUACGAAGCGUGUGUUUGUUCCUUUUCUACGUGUUCAGGAUUAUAGUUUUUGACCCCUGUGCCGAGGAAUGUUUUUUCACUGUUCACCUUUCCUCUAUUUUGUGCUGCUACAAGUCAAGUUUGACGAAACGCUUUGCGACUGCCUUGUCGGUGGUUCGACUGUCGUACCCGAAAUGUAUCUGUAAAUUGCCAAAAAUGUCCAAUAAAAAGAAAAUUAAAAACAGA